Messenger RNA from Hibiscus syriacus, 575 nucleotides. Its product is annotated as histone H3.2. Gene Ontology annotation, molecular function: protein heterodimerization activity; structural constituent of chromatin; DNA binding. The record is from RefSeq and is a predicted model, not a curated record. Gene Ontology annotation, cellular component: nucleosome. The transcript has a single exon. The coding region runs from base 47 to 457 and encodes 136 amino acids. NCBI's taxonomy places the organism in Eukaryota, Viridiplantae, Streptophyta, Magnoliopsida, Malvales, Malvaceae.
ACAAACAGGAAAACAUUAGAUUUCGUUAUCAUCUUUCGGUAACCAAAUGGCUCGAACGAAGCAAACCGCCAGAAAAUCAACCGGAGGCAAGGCACCAAGGAAGCAGCUAGCCACGAAAGCCGCUCGGAAAUCAGCCCCGGCGACAGGUGGAGUUAAGAAGCCACACAGGUUCAGGCCAGGGACCGUGGCGUUGCGUGAGAUCCGGAAGUACCAAAAGAGCACUGAACUCCUGAUAAGGAAGCUACCAUUCCAAAGGCUGGUAAGAGAAAUUGCUCAGGAUUUCAAGACUGAUCUGAGAUUCCAAAGCAGUGCCGUGGCGGCUCUACAGGAGGCGGCUGAAGCUUACUUGGUUGGGCUUUUUGAAGAUACCAACUUGUGCGCCAUUCACGCUAAGAGGGUUACCAUUAUGCCUAAGGAUAUCCAGUUGGCUCGUAGGAUCAGGGGCGAGAGGGCUUAGAGUUGUAAAUGCUUAGUUUUAGCCCCUUUAUUGGGUGUUCUGGUGUAGAGUUGUAGGUCAGACUUGGUUCAAGGGGAAAUCUGUUUGUUAGGCUGUUGAAAAUUUUCAUAUUCUUCUC